Messenger RNA from Cadophora gregata, 1995 nucleotides. RefSeq lists its product as uncharacterized. The record is from RefSeq and is a predicted model, not a curated record. Gene Ontology annotation, molecular function: flavin adenine dinucleotide binding; oxidoreductase activity, acting on CH-OH group of donors. Bases 121 to 1857 code for a protein of 578 amino acids. NCBI's taxonomy places the organism in Eukaryota, Fungi, Ascomycota, Leotiomycetes, Helotiales, Ploettnerulaceae. The transcript has 5 exons.
CUCGAUACUGAGUCCCAAUAUCUCCAGCAAUCAUCAAACUCGACCUCCAUCCUCCUCCACCAUUAUUCAGACAACCCCUACCAUUUCUCAAAUCCUCAACUCAGUAUAGCAAGCCUCAAAAUGGUAGCACUCAAAUCAACAUACGACUUCAUCGUCGUAGGAGGAGGAACAGCAGGUAACGUUGUCGCUGGCCGCCUCGCCUCCAACCCAAAUGUAUCCAUCCUCAUCAUUGAAGCCGGCGCCGCCAACCCCCGCUCCAUUCCAGACAUCACCACCCCCGCCAAAGCCUUCUCCCUCCGCGGCUCCCAGUACGACUGGGCCUACAAAACCACGCUCGUCGACCGCCCAGACUACACACGCGUCGAGAAGCCCAACACGCGCGGCAAAGUCCUCGGCGGCUCUUCCUGUCUCAACUACUUCACCUGGGUGCCUGGCUCGGCGGCCACGUUCGAUGAUUGGAUGGCGUUCGGGGGCGAGACGUGGGGCUGGAAGGGAGUAGAGAAGCAUUUGAAGAAGCCGGCGAGGUAUUUCGAUGAGGAAGGGCUGUAUCCGGAGAGUCUGAAAACGACUCUUGCGAGUGAGGAGGGCGUGUUGCCGAUUUCGCACGCGGAACUACUUCCUGAGAUGGAGCCGUUUCGAGAUGCGCUCACGAAGGCUUGGGUUAGUAAGGGUGGGAAAUUGAGUGAAGAUAUCUAUUCCGGGGAGAUGCAUGGCUUGGUGAAGUGUAUUAAUACCAUACACAAGGGCUUGAGAUCUUCGUCGUAUGUCUUUGUCGAGAAUAAGCCGAACAUCACGAUCCUGUCGAGUACUCAUUCCAAGAACCUGGUCUUUGACGGAUUGACCUGUACGGGUGUCACUGUCAUCGGGCCAGACGGCGAGGAGUUGACAUUUACGGCUAGCAAGGAAGUCAUCGUCUCGUCGGGUGUAUACGAGUCUCCCAAGCUUCUCAUGCUCUCCGGUCUUGGACCAGAUGAGGUUCUGAAGCCUCUGGGCAUUCAAACCGUUCUGUCACAUCCGCAUGUCGGCAAGAAUCUUCUCGAUCAUCCUAUCCUGGCACACGUAUUCAAGCUCAAAGAUGGCUUGGGAUUGGAAGAUCACCUCCUCCGCGCAGGCCCAGCAAUGACCGGUGCCGUGGAGGCUUAUCGAAAGGAUAGGACUGGACCUCUCGGCAGCGGUCUUUUGGAACUCGUCGGCUUUCCGCGUAUUGACGAACGUUUGAACAAGAGUAGGGCAUAUCGUGAAGCCAAAGCUGCAAAUGGCGGGCUUGAUCCGUUCGGACCAGGUGGACAGCCACACUUUGAAAUCGAUUUCGUCCCCAUGUUCUCCGACGCCUUCCAAUGGCACAUCCCAACCCCCGCCACCGGCAACUGGCUCACCAUCAUCGUCGACCUCCUCCGACCAGUCUCCAAGCCCGGCCAGGUAAAGCUCAACUCCACCAACCCUCUCGAGCAGCCGAACAUCAACCUGAACUUCCUUGCCGACGACCUCGACAUCAUGGCUCUGCGUGAGGGCGUCCGUUUCGUGGAUGAUAUCCUGAUGAAUGGUGAGGGCAUGAAGGAUGUUAUUGGUGAGGAUUAUCCGUGGCCCAUGCCGAGACAUUCGGAUGCGGCGAUGGAUAAGAUGAUCUUGGAGAGACAUCAGACUGGGUUCCAUCCAUGCGGGACAGCUCGUCUUUCAAAAAACAUAGACGAAGGCGUCGUAGACACAAACCUCAAGGUCCACCGUAUCGGAAACUUGAGAGUAAUCGAUGCUUCGGUCUUCCCUGUCAUCCCAGAUUGCAGAAUCCAGAAUGCUGUGUAUAUGGUUGCUGAGAAGGGUGCCGACAUGAUCAAGGCCGACUAUCCAGGGCUGUACUGAGAAAUGGGUUUAUGGCAGUGGGCAAAAUAAUCGUCUGAAACAAGGGUAUUAGAUAGCGAAGAACGUAACAUAGAGUUGUAGGAUGUGAAACAAUUUUUUGGGUAUUCGAAAAUUCAUAGAACAGCGUUUUUCCGCUUU